This is a messenger RNA of Sander lucioperca (pikeperch), 4823 nucleotides long. RefSeq names its product purinergic receptor P2Y2, tandem duplicate 1 (gene p2ry2.1). Gene Ontology annotation, molecular function: G protein-coupled UTP receptor activity; A1 adenosine receptor binding. Gene Ontology annotation, biological process: G protein-coupled receptor signaling pathway. Bases 1280 to 2404 code for a protein of 374 amino acids. The transcript has 4 exons. Lineage: Eukaryota; Metazoa; Chordata; Actinopteri; Perciformes; Percidae. The record is from RefSeq and is a predicted model, not a curated record. Gene Ontology annotation, cellular component: plasma membrane.
UUUGGAUGCAAUGUGGAUGUGCUUUUUUUUAACUCAAUAGUAAGCUGCGUACAAUUUGGUGUGGUGUGCACACAGCAGGUCAGAGGGAUUUGGAGUACAAAAGAUGCGCUCUGUCUCAGGUCUCAGGUCUCAGGUUAUCUGUUAAAUUCAACCUGCAGCUAUUUUGAAGAGAAUCAAAAAGGCAGUGAAGUCAGCAAAGGGUACAGAAUCAGUAUCAAUAAUGACAGAGGGAAGGAAAAAGAGAGCGCUGUAGGUUAACAAAUCCCUCAGUCGACAAACACGUAAGUCUGGCAGCUACUGUCUUAUGUAUUUGCAUGUUAAGUUUUUAAGUUGUCCCUUCUAUGUUAUUACAUGACUUGUUUGGUCUUAGGUUUGUCAGAUAAACAGAUUUAUAGAGGUAGAAAAGAGUGGACUGAGGUUAACAAUGUAACAAUCCAGUGAGCACAACAGAAAGAAAGGUUUGAACAGGGUCUCAAACAAGGUCUGGUUUGAGUUAAAAAGUUAUUCCUCUGUCUCUCCCAAGGUUUUGGAAAACUUUGGCAUGCAAAGUGCCAGAAUGAGUGCUGUUUUUCUACAUGAGAACACAGCUGCACUUACAUUUUUGCAAAAGCUUGUUACUACAAAAGUCUGUGUGAUUCUGUGUCUGAAUCUUUUGCAGUUCAGAUAUGUUAAAAGAUUUAGUUUUCUUUAUUAUUUUGGGGGAGAAAGGCUAAUUAUUUCAGUUCUGCUGAUAGAAGAUGUCAAUAAGUCUCAUAAAGUAAACCUGUUGGGGCAAGUGGUGGAAUACUACAGUAGAUCUUGUUACCUGCUUGUUACUCACAUAUACAGCACUAAUCUAUUUUGCGGCCAGACUCACUAUUCACUCACACUUGUUUAUUUACUCUAACAGAAGAAGGGUUUAGGAUUUAAUCAGUUAUGAUUUGAUAUGGGUGCUACCAUUUAAGUUUCCUCUUGUCUUUUCUCUAUCCCUCACAAUUAUUCUCUCAUUUACUCAACCACCCACUCAGAAAGAAAAAGGUGAAUAAAGGAUAUCAUCAUUAAAAGGAUUUUUAUCCUGUGGAAUGCACAAUUGCUUAACAUGGGAUGACUCAUGUUAUAAACUGGAUUGUGUAAAUUUGAUUGCAAAAUCACAAUAGACCGGUCAAUUAUGCAGUAUACUGGACUGUUCUGCUCAGGCAUGCCAAUGUGAAUGACUUGGGGCAUCCUGAAAUGUGAUUGAGGUUGAUGUCUUGCAGUCAGACUCAUUUCCUGUGACUCCACACUCUCUAUUUCUGUGUGUAUGAUAACUUCUUCAUGGUUGUUUAAAUGCAGCAUAUUCACAAUCUAUUCCUUUGUACUUUUCUUUUCCUCAGGUGAUUUCCCAACCGAGAUGGCCACCUUUGACAACAACAACAUGACCAAUCUAACCAAUGUCAGUGCCUUUUAUUGUCACUUUCAAGAACGUUUUAAAUAUAUUCUCCUUCCUGUCAGCUAUACCCUGGUCUUUGUAAUUGGCCUGGCGCUGAACGCCAUAGCGUUAUAUGUGAUUGUGUUCCGCACUAAGCGCUGGAAGCCCUCCACUAUCUACAUGUUUAACCUGACGAUGUGCGACACACUCUACAUCCUCACUCUGCCCUUCCUCAUCUAUUACUACGCAGAUCAGAAUGACUGGCCCUUCAGCGAACCAUUCUGCAAGCUCAUACGCUUCCUGUUUUAUACCAACUUAUAUGGUUCCAUUCUGUUCCUGUGCUGUAUCAGCCUGCACCGCUUCGUUGGCAUCUGCUAUCCAGUCCGCUCCCUCUACUGGGUCAGCGCUCAUCGGGCCAAGCUGGUAUCUGUGGCAUUGUGGGCCUUUGUAUUAUUCUGCCAGUCACCUAUUCUCUACUUCUCAAGAAUUAGUGAUGUGAAGGGUGAGCGGAUCUGCUACGACACCACUAGCCCAGAGCUUUUUGAUGAAUUCCUGGUGUACAGCUCAGCUGUGUCAGUGCUAAUGUUUGCCUUGCCCUUCAUGGUGGUGAUGGUGUGCAAUGGCCUCAUGGUGCGGAAGCUUCUGAAGCCUGGCUGGGGGUCUGAAGGGGCUGAGAGGGGAGGCCUGUCAGCCCAACGUUCCAAGCAGAAGUCGGUGAAGAUGAUCAUCAUUGUGCUGUCAGCAUUCAUGCUCUGCUUCCUGCCUUUCCACCUCAACAGGAGUCUUUACUACUCUUUUAGAUACCUAAGGCAGGUCGAUCCAUCACAGAUCAGCUGUAAGUUGCUGGAGGCAACCAGUGUUGCCUACAAGGUGACCCGACCUUUAGCCAGCGCCAACAGCUGUGUGGACCCCAUCCUUUACUUCCUGGCUGGGCAGGAUGUCCGCAGUAGCCUCACCAAGAAGAACAAGUCAUCGAAACCAACAAGUGUGAGCCAACACCUGGCCACACAACUCUGAUCCAAUAUAACUAUUUUGGUAAAAAUGCAGAAAGCUGUGGGGAAAAGUUCAGUACUUAUUGCCGGUCUCUUCUGGUAGAUGUGCCUCCCCACACUGACACCGACAGACACUGCAUUCAGAUUAACCAGUAGAAGUGCAUGUUCAGAUUUGACUGAAGGGUAUAAAUAAACAUUUAAAUCAUGUAGUGGGCAUUCAAAGCUGUUAAAUGAUUUCUACAGAUCAUAUUAUGUUAUGUUUGAAAAGCUAUAAUGUAUGGACAGAACUAAACUACAUGGAGCUCCACAUCUGUGGUUUGUGUUGAUUAUACUGAACAACUGCUGCACCUGAUGUUUGUACAGUAUGUUUGUAUAGGAAUAACUGGAUUUUCCACGGCUCAUCUUUCUUUCCACAUAUCGGACAAAGAUGAUAAACCACACCACUCUGUUGAGACUUCUUUUGAAUAUGCUGGAGCAGUGCUUAUGUGUGUAUGUAAGGAAUGCAAAAAUAAUAUUAAAAUAAAAUGUAUAAAUGAUGUCAUCAUUGUUGUGGUGAUACAUUUUUAUCAUUUGUCUCACUGCAUUUGUUUAAUGUCAUAAUUUGUAAGAUAUAAUUCUUGCAUAAUGGCUGUAGAAUGAGUCUAUCAUUCUGUGACACAUUUUCUUAGAUAAGCUGGUGUAUUAUGUAUAUGUUGUCCUUAAAUGUUAGUUAGUUCAUUGAUUCUCUCUCUUAGUGUCUGAGCAGCUGAGCAGGGUAUUUGAAACCAGAGAAGUUAGUCGUCACAUCAGCCUGUUGGCUAUGAGUUUGGAAAGUAUUAUCUGUGAUUUGUAGGAAGAGUAUCCUUAGUUGCAGUUUAGCUGAGACUUGGUAAAUUUCAUUGUUAUUCAUUACACUUAAUAUACAUAACAGCUGCCAUUUUAUCUAAUGAACACCAACCACCGCUAGAGGGCGACACUGCCUAACAAACAAGACAGGCCAUGAUGCUUUAGUUUUAACUACAUUGUUGACUUUUUCUAUUUCACUAGAUUUUUCCCUCACAAACCUACACCUUAUUUACAGACAAAAGCACACAAACACAAAGCCAAAUUACUGUAUGUCACCAAGAAGAACAGCAAAAGAGACAUGUUUUUAAAAUACACCUCUUUUUUUUUUAUUUUUAAGAGUAAAAACAUCACACAGAAAAAUGUAAUAUUAUAAAUGCAUACAAAGUUGAUGAGAUAAAGGUUGUUUUUUUUUAUCCUUCCAGCAACACUUCAGCUUGAAAACAUGUAAUAAUAAUGCUAAUAGUACUGUAAUAAAAACAGAUCAAAAGAAAAUGUGUAACUGCUGCAACCAAUACAUAUCCAGUCCUCCAGACAUGUUGUAUUCCUCAUAAUAUAAUAAGAAAAUGAUGGGAUAAAAAAUCUCUUAUGAUUAUAGUACACUCUUUAAAACCCAUGAAGAUGUAAACUGAAACCAACUGGGCUGUAUGACUUUGAGGCAUCUCAACCACUAAUCCUCUGUAGCCACUGGUUGGUUUAUUUAAUUAAGCUGUAAAAAAAAUAAUAAUAAUAAUGAGUGUGUGUGUGUGUGUGUGUGUGUGUGUGUAUUUAUGUGGGAGUAGUUCCUUAAAGUUAUGGAGAUUGUAUAACUUCUGGCUAUGUGUACUGUACAGUAUGUGUGUGUAGGACUUUAGGUUUUAAAAGUUCAUGUUUAAAACACUGAAAUGUUGCACUCAAAUUGUGAAGAAAAAAAAUCAUAUAAAUCAUGUUGAUUAAAUCAGAAAUUCAGCUUAUAUGCAUGAUGUUGUGACAGAGUUUACCGUUUUGUUUUUAAAUGAUGGACUACAAACGUCACUUAUUGGUGCAGCGCAGUUGUCUUUCACCUCAUACAUACAGUACUGUAUGCUAAAAUUAUAAAACCAGGUCUGUUUUUCCAUACCCACCCAUAUUUACAUAUGUACAUUCAUUUACAUGUUCUAUACUACAAAAGUGACAUCUACCCAUCUAACUCUUUCUAGGAGCCAAAUGAAAAUUGCAGCCUCUAACUGUCAUUGGGAUGCAGUGUUACAGUAUUGGGGGCCCACUCUGAGAACACAUUUUGGCCCCUGAUCACCUACUUGGACCUAUUUUUAAAGGUUGCAAUUGUUAUUGUUGCUGACUGCGGGUAGGUUUACAUCACUGAGUGAAUGUUUCUCAAACUCUUAAAGGUUCACUGAACUCAGUGAGUGCAUCUUCGGUUGAGACUACAUUCAACAUCAUCAAGGUCUAAAACCUCAACUCACCUGCACAUCCUAUAUGGGCAGAAGAGAAGCGAGAUUACUAAACUUGUAAAAUAAAAUAUUUAAAACACAAUAUAACAUUUUGUCCUUAUAAUACUUUCUGUAGUGCUACCGUACUCUUAUAUGACCCAAAAUCAUAUAGGUUUUUAUGUCAACCAAGCCAGAUUUGCCUUAUCUUUUGGU